Messenger RNA from Microcebus murinus (gray mouse lemur), 594 nucleotides. The record is from RefSeq and is a predicted model, not a curated record. Lineage: Eukaryota; Metazoa; Chordata; Mammalia; Primates; Cheirogaleidae.
ACAGAGUUGGGAGCAAACCCUGAGCCUCCUCCAGGAUGCUGCUGGUCCUGCUCUCAGCGGCCUUGCUGGCCCUCACCGCAGCUCAGAACCUGAAUGAAGAUGUCCAGUCAGAAGCGUCUCCUCUCCUAUCAUCAGAUGUAAGGAAACCAAGCGAGAAGCCAGACAAACCUGAGGGACCACCUCCUGAAGGACACCCAUCUGGACCCCCUCCCUCUGGUGGGCCUCCCCAGAAACCACCCAGACCAGGAGGCCACCACCCCCAUCCACCCCCACCUCAUCAUGGAAACCAUCAGGGACCACCUGCACAUGGAGGCCAUCACCACUCUCACCCACCUCAUCAUGGAAACCAUCAGGGACCACCUGCACAUGGAGGCCAUCACCAUCCUCCUCGCCCUCCUCCUGGAGCACCCCAAGGACCACCACCACCCCCUCCCUCUGGAGAACCCCAAGGACCAGAACCACCUCCUUCAGAAAAACCUGCCCAAGACCAGCCAUCACAGUAAUCUCCAAUUGAGUGACAGAGUGAAUAAGAAGACAACAGUCUUUCAAGAAGCUCUGACACUGGAACAAUGUGAUCACAACUCUAACUUGAAU